GGAGCAGGCAGGCGCAUGCUCCCGGAAAGUGCGGCUCGGGGUUUUGCCCGUCACCAAUAUGGCCGACUGGGUAUCACGCCUUCCAGCCUUUCGUUGGCUGUCGCUGUUUUCAGACGUCACUGGGAGCGUCGGCAGCCGGAGAACCUAGGAGCUCCACGUGGGUCUUCUUCUGGUGGGCUCGGCUCCGCUCGGCGUGAGGGCAUGGAGACGCCCCGGAGAAGCCGGCGCCUGGGGAAGCAGGAGGCCGAGAGCCCCGCGGUCCCCGCGAGCCCGGCGACCCCGUCCCGGAGGCCCCGCAAGGCCCGGCGCGGCCUCCUAGGGCCCAAGGCCGAGGCGGCGUUAGAGCCGGUACCGGAAGCGGCGGCGGGGGCGGGCGAAGCGGGCCCGGGAUCCCCGCGGAAUCACCCGGAGCCUGGCCUGGGAUCCCCUAAGAAUAGGGGCAAGGACUUGGGAUCAGCCCAGAAACAGGAUCUGGGUCCAAAGUCUCCCCAGAACCUAGGACCUAGUUUAGGGUCCCUCAAGAACUUUAAGGGACAGGAUUUGGGGUCCCCCCAGAGAAAGGAUCAGGGCCCCCAGAAUCAUCCAGAGCCUAGUCUGGGGUCCCCCAAAAGCCAGCAGAAUCAGCAGGCCAAGGGCGCUGGCGGUAAAAGAGAGCCAGGCCUGAGACCCUCUCAAAGCCCCAAGAAGCCUUGUGUGGGGUCCCCCAAGAAUCACGUGGAGCCCAGCCCCAAAGCUACCCCUUUGGAGGACUCCAAAUCUGCCCCAGAAGCCAGCUCAGUGUCCCCCCAAAGUCUGAGAGACAAGGAGUCGGUGUCCCAUCGAGGACAGCCCAGAGAGUGCCCUUUGGGUCAGCCCGAGCCAGUAACCCCUAAAUCGGGGGUGCUGCCCCAGGAUGGAGCCGCAGAGACACUGCCAAGGUCCCAGGCACCCCAAACCAAGAAGCGGGAUGGCUCUCCUGCCCCCACCCCGGCACCCAAGAAGUCCAAACAGGAGGCCCUGGUCAUUCCCAAAGGAAAGCCCAAAUCCGGCCGCGUGUGGAAGGAUCGCAACAAGAAAAGGUUUUCCCAGAUGGUCCAGGACAAGCCGCUCCGGACAUCCUGGGAGCGCAAGAUGAAGGAGCGCCAGGAGAGGAAGCUGGCCAAGGAUUUUGCGCGACACCUGGAGGAGGAGAAGCAAAGAUGCAAAGAGGAGAAGAAAAAGCGGCGAGCGGAGAACAUAAAGAGGCGCCUGGAGAAUGAGCGGAAGGCAGAGAUCGUCCAAGUGAUCCGGAACCCCACCAAGCUCAAGCGGGCCAAGAAAAAGCAGCUCCGGCGCAUCGAGAAGCGGGACACCUUGGCACUUCUGCAGAAACAGCCCCCACAGCGCCUAGUGGCCAAGGACUGAGUGGCUGCAGGAGCCUAAUUGUCGCCUUCCUUCUACCCCCAGCCUUUGGCACCGCCCGGCAAGGAUGGCUAUGGGGACUGGAUCCACUUGGAGGAAGCUGGGCUUGGACCUUGGGGGCGGGAGGGGAGCAGACGUUCUUUGGACUCCAGACUGAGAGACAUGUCAUUGUCACCAUCUUGGGAGGCAGGAGUGGGGGCCCAGAGGGCAUCUGGCUGCCAGCCAGCAGUGAAUACCCCACUUCUGGACUCCCCACCCCCUUGAGGAGGACCUGCAGAGAGAGCUGCUGCGUUUCUUUCUGUUUGUUAAAUGAUAGCUUUUAUUUUCAAAAAUACACGCAAAGAGAGUUUUCAACAUUCA
This is a messenger RNA of Antechinus flavipes (yellow-footed antechinus), 1740 nucleotides long. RefSeq names its product coiled-coil domain containing 86 (gene CCDC86). Bases 16 to 1383 code for a protein of 455 amino acids. The record is from RefSeq and is a predicted model, not a curated record. Lineage: Eukaryota; Metazoa; Chordata; Mammalia; Dasyuromorphia; Dasyuridae. The transcript has 4 exons. Gene Ontology annotation, cellular component: nucleolus.